AUGGAUGCUCAAUCCAGCUCGAAAGGAGUUGACGGUAGGGCCGAUAAUACGAAUGGAUCCUCAACUACCACGCCUACGCCCAAAGUUCAACAACCGAAACCACAAGCGCUUCCUCAUCGGUCAGGCCCUUCAUCAAUCCUUGUGUCGACGCGACAAAAGGGCAAUCCAAUCUUGAAUCAUAUCAAACUUCUACCUUGGGAAUAUGCCGAUAUCCCCGCUGACUAUGUGGUUGGCCUCACAACUUGUGCCCUUUUCUUAUCCCUCAAGUACCAUCGUCUGCACCCCGAGUACAUCUAUUCACGCGUGCGGCUUCUUGCCGGCAAAUACAACCUGCGCAUUGUGCUGGUUAUGGUCGAUAUUCCAAAUCACGAAGACAUCCUCAAGGAAUUAUCCAAAACCUCCAUCAUCAACAAUCUCACAUUAAUACUUUGCUGGUCUGCACCCGAGGCUGCCCACUACCUUGAACUCUUCAAGUCUUCUGAACACGCGCAACCAACCGCUAUUCGAACACAGCAAGCUCAGUCAUACAAAGACUCACUCAAUGAGUUUGUCACCACUCCCCGAAGCAUUAAUAAGACAGACGUCACGAGUCUCAUAUCGAGCUUUGGCACCCUACAGAAUGCAAUCAACGCACACCCUGAACAGCUUGCCUCGAUCCCAGGCUGGGGUCAGAGAAAAGUUCAGCAGUGGUAUAAUGCAGUACGAGAAGACUUCAGGGUGGAAACAGCAAAAAAGUCGGAUAGAAGUCAAAAGCACCAUGUGUCUGCUGUAGAUGAGGACGAAGCAGUGCUGCGUGCAGUUCUAGAGGAAAGCCGAGUAUCAGCUGCCGAGGAAGCAGCACGAAGGCCGCCACCGCAAGAGCCUGAGGAAAUGAGCGAAGGCAUAAUGGCUGCUCUGGCAAGAUUACGAGACGAUGGUGGAUGA
Penicillium chermesinum is the source of this 924-nucleotide messenger RNA. Its product is annotated as DNA repair protein RAD10. NCBI's taxonomy places the organism in Eukaryota, Fungi, Ascomycota, Eurotiomycetes, Eurotiales, Aspergillaceae. Bases 1 to 924 code for a protein of 307 amino acids. Gene Ontology annotation, biological process: meiotic mismatch repair; nucleotide-excision repair; mitotic recombination. The transcript has a single exon. Gene Ontology annotation, molecular function: single-stranded DNA binding; damaged DNA binding. Gene Ontology annotation, cellular component: nucleotide-excision repair factor 1 complex; ERCC4-ERCC1 complex; nucleus. The record is from RefSeq and is a predicted model, not a curated record.